AUGAGCCACACGAACAGUGCCGUGGUCCGCCUGGUUCAGGCUCUCAAGCCAGGCUUAUCACAAGAAGAGGAAACUUCCUGUAUUGAAUUAUCGCAACGGAUAGUGGAGAGUCAAUUGGGAGGACGGGGUGCUCAUCAUGACGGUCCUGGGAAUCGACCAUUUUCCUUGACUUGGAAACGUCGGAUCGAAAGUCAUCUCAGCAGCAACAACAUCACUAGCAGUAGCAGCGAAGUGGAGCAGUUGUACGAAGAGCUAACGCAAGUUUGCGAAUCCGGUCCAAAUGCCAAUGAUCACGAUCUUCCCGCCAAACUCAUGGCCGUGCUGACUAAACGCAUUGGCAAGGCACCCACGGUAGACUCGGCCAGAGUCUUUACCAGUUCCUCGUUAAAUCCCACGAGAAGAGAAACUACUACAAGUGUUGUCAAUGCUGCUUCAGGUGCCCCACCGGUACAACAAUCAAAACCAGCUGCUCCUGCCACUACUACAACCACUAAUGGUGCAGCCAAUAUCAGCCGGAAAAAUAAUGCAAAGAGUGGUAGUACCAACCACAACAAUCUUCAGGACAACCAUUAUCCCAAAGAUAAUUAUAAUCAACUUCCUUCCUUGAUGGAAUUUGAUACCACCAAUACGCAUACAUCCUUGGCAGAAGCACUCCGUUACGAAGAACAACAAAUUCUCCGUGAAUUGCUGGGAGCGCUACAGGGAAUAGACGGAAAGCGAAUCAAAUUCUUUAUUCAAAAUAACCACAAUCAGCCAAGUAGAAGACAACAACUGGACGAUGAUGGAGGGAUCCCCUACGAAGGAAUACGUCUCUUUUCUCCCGCACUUUCUCCCCAACAGUUUCAUUCCAUCAAAACAAUGAAUGGCAAUCAAUCCAGGCUGGGGAGUGGUGCCAUGGACGCGAUUCGGAUUUGUGGAGAAUCCGGAUGGUUGUAUCUGCGAUUAAAACAGUUUGUCGACUUUCAUUUGUCAUCAUCAUCAUCUGGUGGCGGCCGGAUUGCUCGAGCAUUGGCGCGAGCGGUGGCAACCGAAAUGCAACACUACCGAGAAACUCUGGCACAGUGGGAAUCCAACUUGACAAAAUGGUCCUUGCGACAAUGGUUGAUUCAAAUACAGCGUCACAAUGUCAUGCACCGACUGGCAGUAUUGGCCAUGUUGGUCGAGGCAGUCCCCACGGGAUGCCGUCCCGGGGAAAUUAAAGCGUUUGGGGGCGGCGCACUACUCAGUGCCUUGUAUAAGCAUUCGCUACAUGGGGAUACCCGGCAUCAAUCGAUUGUGCAGUCCAUCUUGUAUCCGACAUCGCAACCAUGGUUUCACAUGCUCUAUCUGUGGACCACACAAGGCAUGUUGCCAGCCUCGUGGAAUGGGGAUUUCUUUGUAACUCUGCAAAGCACCUACGUGGACAACAACGACGACAAUGGCAAUCAACAACGAAACAACAACAGUCGCGACAAGUACUUGUGGCAGGAAAAAUACACGUUGGACAAAUCGCAAAUACCGCUUCCCGGCAUUUUCGAUCCCAAACUUGUGAGACCCGCAUUUAUCGUUGGCAAGGGGAUUAACUUUAUUCGAACCUGUUUGAACCAGAUUGGCUGGACGUUCCCACACCUCGAAGAAGACACGGAGGAUGCCGAAGCUGGGGGCGAACAUAACGACAGCUUUACGGAGGUUCAUGAUGAGCAAGCCAACAUGGAGCGAUUGGGCUAUCACUAUGUUGCUGACCCCAUGGGAUUGGAUCCUAAUUUGCGACUCGAACGCACACUCUUGCGUUUUGAACGAAAGGUCCAUUCGCAUAUCCUGUCGUCCCUCCGAGAAGAUCACAAUCUACUGGAGCAUCUCUUUGCUCUCAAACAGUUCAUGUUCCACGGACAGGGUGAUUUCUACUCCUCCCUGUUGGAAGGGCUCUAUGCUGAGUUUGGAUGUGGCGCAAAGGUGAAUGCAAAUGGAAACAAUAGCUUUGUGGCGGGACAUGCCGUGGCGGGCAUCUAUCCUUACCAGCUACUGAAUAUUCUGGAGGUGGCGUUGCGUCAGACAAACGCAAAGCAUCUACCAACAUUCUGUUUGGAACGAUUGAAUGUUGAAAUGCUACCUUUCGAACCAGAUAGAGAUCCAAGUUCCAUUGGGCAUGGACUCUUUGCAAGCCCUGCGCCAACCCGAGAGGGCGAUGAAAACAGCAACGAGCAGGCCGAAGACAACCGAACUGUCUGGGACAUUUUCAUGUUGGACUACACUGUUCCAGACCCGUUGGUUGCAAUCAUUCACGAAAAAGCGGUCGACCAGUACAAACUCGUCUAUUCAUUUCUCUUCGGGCUCCGGAAGGUUGAGUACAUGUUGAAUCGAACAUGGCGCCAAAGUGCCACCCUUCAACAUGCACUGCAGAUGAUUGCUCAGAACAAUGGCCUGCAGGCUUCAUCAUCCCCAGAAUAUGCCAAUGCCACAAUCCUGCUGCGGAAGAUUGCAAUGACGAGACAGGCAAUGACUCACUUUUGUGUCAACUUGAAGAGCUACUGCAUGCUGGAAGUUUUGGAGGGUGGUUGGAAAGAACUGCUCGAAAGACUGGAGCACGCUCGCACUCUGGAUGAGGCCAUCGAUGCGCACGACUCUUACCUGGAAGGGAUAUGCCGCAAGACUUUGCUUCUAAAGGGAAAGCGAACUCGCCGUGGCCGGUUGCGAGACAAAGACCGAAGCAACAACAAGUUUCGACAUUUGUUCGGUGUUCUUUUGAGCAUCGCUACUGACUUCAGCACGCUUCAGGAGCGGCUUUUUGACGAAGCACUGGAAGCAGCGGAAAGGGUCGCUCAACGGCGUCGCGAAGCAGAACGACGAAUGAACCACGGACAAUGGGGAUUUGAAAGUGAGCAAGAUUUGGCUGAAGAAGCGUCUUUCCUUGGUCUGGCUCAUGCAAAUGAGCUAUCCGAAGUUGUCAACCUGUCAGACGCAUUCCACCAAGGAAUGCUCAUGUUGCUGGAAGAACUUGACGCAAAGGUUCAUGGGAGAAGCAGGAAUAUGUCAGCUACAAUCGACUUGGGGAACACAGUUGACGACGACAGCGUUGACCCAGAACUGUACGAUACUGACGAUCCGAUGGUAUUCUUUGUGCCGGGGGAAGAGCAAGAUGUCGAUUCAUUGAGGUUCCUCAUGCACCAGCUUGACAACAAUCACUACUACGGUCUCCUGCAGCGACGAUAA
Molecule: messenger RNA, 3189 nt
Organism: Seminavis robusta
Lineage: Eukaryota; Bacillariophyta; Bacillariophyceae; Naviculales; Naviculaceae
Source: the annotation of a GenBank genome assembly